GCUCGCCACAGGGCCAAACGCAGCUCUCGAAAAUUAAACCGGCGCUCGGGGGAUUCGAACACACGGUCAAUGUCGUCAAGCGUGCAAGCCCCAACUUGGCGUCUAAGUCCUUCGAGUUCCCUGCCCACACGAUGGAGUCAAAUGGUGUGCCAAGGCUGAACUGGUUCAAGGCACUCGAUCAAAAUCAAGUACGAUUGUACUUGAAAGAUGCUGUUCAGAAGAACUCCGAGCUACCAACAGGAAUUACGCUGCAUAGCAUGCGCCGUGGAGGAAGCUUUUACCGUGUGUUCGAAUCCCCCGAGCGCCAGUUUAAUUUUCGAGAGCUUAUGGCGUAGUGUCGUUGGGAAGAUGCAAAGACAUGCUGCGAAAUCUCAUUACAAGGAACAUUUCAAAUGAAAUUGACCCGCGCAAUCUCUUGCGGGUCAAUGCUGCAAACUACGAAACAAGUUUGAAUGCCAUGAGCAUGCAAGCCUUGGGUGAUGCCAUCGUCAAAGGCCUCCAGGGGACCAUACAGUUCUCACCUGCGUUUGGCCCUGUGGCGAGUCUUGCGCCGACCCGACUGGCACCGGCGCCUGCCACGAAACCUGCCACGAUCCCCCGACGGCAAGCGACGCUUGACUCCUUCGUUCUUUAUGCAGUUGUUCCUACUGCACGAUCAGCCAUGGAUGCGUGGAAUCAGUGGUAUACCAGUGACCCACAAUUGGGUUUGUUCCAGCCGCUGCGUUCCUUCACGAAGGAAAUGAUUCGCGCCGACCGCCGCAAGUACUCUGAGCGCUUGACCCUGUCAAAGGCAUUUGCGAACUCAUACAGCAAUACCUUGAGCGAAGUCCGAAAGCGAAAGCGUGAGGGACGUCUCUAA
Molecule: messenger RNA, 859 nt
Organism: Aphanomyces astaci
Lineage: Eukaryota; Oomycota; Saprolegniomycetes; Saprolegniales; Verrucalvaceae
Exons: 4
Coding region: 359-859 (166 amino acids)
Source: RefSeq, a predicted model, not a curated record